AUGAGAGGCCAAAGGCCAGAUGAGAUGAUCACCCCUGCCCCAGCACGACACACCGCAAUACCGCCUUCGACCUUGCAGAGCAGCAGAACCCGUCAAUCUCAGCCAGAGCAGGUCCUUCUAGCGCACGAUAAAGCAAGAGAACUUAACAAAAAACUCGGAGCCGCCCAUCAGGAAAUCAGUCGGCUGCAUGAGAAGGAUUCUCAAACUAGCGAUCGUGAGUUAGGUUUGGAGCGCAAGGUAUUGGAUCUUGAAAGAGAGUUGCGCGAGGCGAACGUUCGAUUAGAGGAGCGCGAGACCCGGGUCAGUAAGCUGGAGCAGGAUAGAACAAUUGUCAGUGGUCAGAUCGAUGCUCAGGAGCAGGAACGGCAGAAAGCGAUCCAGGCCGCCGAAGAGAAAGUUAAAAAAUCUGAAGCAAAAGCUCUGGCCGCAAAAGAAGAACUGAGCAAGCUUAAGGAACGUUACUCAUCCUUGGAUCAACUCGCAAGAUUAGCCACCCAUAACGAAGCACGCGCCAAACAACUUUCCUCGGACUCCGCAGCACGCAUCCAAUUGCUUGAAGACGACAAGUUACGCUUACAGGCGGAGAACGAUCAACUCAAAUCGAGCAUCGCCCAACACCUAUCCGACAUCGAGAAACUUCGUCAAGAGAAAAAUCAGCCCGUUGUCUCGGCCGAUUCAUCGUCCAAUCGGGAUGUGCUCAGGAAGGAAUUGAUCCGUAGGUUUCCCGCCCCUCUACUCGAUCCAGCACCUCUCAUUGACGUGGCUCAUCUUAUUGGUAUGUACGCAGGUCAAGUUGAUCAAUACAAAGCUAUGGAACAAGCCAAUUCACGCAUGGCACGUGAGCUUGUGUCAUUGAGAUCUCGCAACACCAACGUCGAACUGCUCAAUGAAGAAAACCACGCGCUCAAACAACGCCUCAAGCACUUCGAUCAUUUCCGGCAGCAGUUGGCCUCAACCGAAGUCAAGCUUUCCAAGCUUUCACAAGAACGGGCCGAGUGGGACGUGUUCCUCCAGGAACACCGACAGGAAUUCAAAAGUCCUCACGAUUUCUUCAAGUCGCUCGCCAAGAAGCGAAUCGAAAACGCAAGCUUGAAAGCCAGAUUGGGCUCGAGGGAGUCUGAAAUCAAGAGUCGUGAUCGAAUGAUUGGCGAGUUGGAGGCCCGAUUGGAGGAAGUCGACAAGGAACGGAACAACGAGUUUGCUGAAAGGAUUAAAGCUCAAGGCCAAGCUCAAAUAGCCGAACGAAACAGAGACUUGGACAGACGAAGGAUUCAUAUGUUGAAUGAACAACUCAAGAGCUACACCACCGAGGAGAAAUCAUUAUGUGAUGGGGCCAAUUAUGAUCAACAAAAAGAUGCGCAAAUGGUCCAGUUGAAAGAACUUCUUGAUAGUCAUCAAGAUGAACUUGCUCGUGUUCAACGCGAAGCGGCGGACCUUCGCCAACAACUUCACGCCCAAUCAGGUCGUUCGCCAUCUGUAGCCACAACUGCCGAAUCACGCAAUACCGAAAAGGGACCAGCUUUGACUACCUCCUUAUCCGAGCAGAUCGAUCGCAACGAAGAGCUCGAGAUGGAGUUGGAUGAAUUGACGGAUGCGAACGAGAUGCUGAAGUUGGAGGUGGAUUCAUUACAACUUCAGGUUCAUCGGCUAGAGCGGGACCUUGGCCGGGGGGAAUACAAUCCAUCGACGACUCAAGUGUUGUGUCCGGAAGGUUCGCCGGUCGAAGUCGAACAGGCCAUCCGAAGUUCGAUGCUAGAAAGCUUGAGGGCAGAGAACGGAGCGCUGUUGAAGCAGAUCUCGAAGCUCGAGAAGGGGAUAAAGCCGAGUGGAGACGAAGUAUCGGAGAGUUUAGUCCCACGAGAAUCGCUAGUCACGAGUCGCAAAGAGAUCGAGCGACUGGAAGCUGAGGUGGCCAGACAGAUCAAGGCCCGGGAGAGACUGUGUGAAAUGUAUCGGGAAACAACGGCAACCUAUAAGCGAGCGAUCUGGGAGAUCUUGGGGUACAGUUUGGAGGCCGUGGCCAAUGGGGAAUUCCGGCUGCGUUCGGCACUCAAAGACGAAAGCAGUUCGACGAUGUUGUUCGUCCCGGGGAAAGCCGACGGCGGCCAGUUCGAAUUCAAACCUAAUCCUAAUAGCUCCUUCCAUCAAUCUUCUCUCGUCGUCAAUCUAUACGAUCAUUGGGUUCAUCAUCGACAUUCCAUUCCUUGCUUCACCGCAGCUUUAACUCUUGAUUUACACAAGUCCAAGUCUUCUUCCUCAUCUUCCUAA
Puccinia triticina is the source of this 2268-nucleotide messenger RNA. RefSeq lists its product as uncharacterized. The record is from RefSeq and is a predicted model, not a curated record. NCBI's taxonomy places the organism in Eukaryota, Fungi, Basidiomycota, Pucciniomycetes, Pucciniales, Pucciniaceae. Gene Ontology annotation, biological process: mitotic spindle assembly checkpoint signaling; attachment of mitotic spindle microtubules to kinetochore. The transcript has 2 exons. The coding region runs from base 1 to 2268 and encodes 755 amino acids. Gene Ontology annotation, cellular component: mitotic spindle; nuclear envelope; kinetochore.